Molecule: messenger RNA, 2864 nt
Organism: Linum tenue
Lineage: Eukaryota; Viridiplantae; Streptophyta; Magnoliopsida; Malpighiales; Linaceae
Source: the annotation of a GenBank genome assembly
UCUCCGUCUCUCAUGGUCGGCGUGAGAAAUACAAAAAAGAAGUUGCAGACAGGUAGGAAGGAUGCGAUCAGCUGGUUGACAAUGGCGGUGAUAUAUUUCCCUUUGUUUCCCUUCCAACUACUGAACUGAAUUCCCCUUGUUUCAUAAUUGCUCUUGUUUCUGCUACAGCGACAAUGGAAGACAAUGCUAAUCCUCAACACGGCAAGGAGGAGGUAGAGUUGAAGCACCUAUGCAAGUACUGCGGCAAGCACUUCUGUAGCGGGAGGUCGUUGGGAGGUCACUUAAGGUCUCAUAUGCAGCUGAUGAGGCAACCUCAAGCUGAUGGGAAAGUCUUGUUCGUACGGAAGCUCCCACCACUCUCCUACUGCACUGAAUUUCCCUUUUUCUGUUACUCAGACUACUCAAACUCAGACGUUGGGGUGCCAAAGAAGGAGGAUGGUGAUAAUGUGGAAGCUUUUCUAGCGUCCUUGGACCCGAACCAUGAAACAUGUCCCAGUCGGACUGUGUUCAACUUGUUACGUGAAGGAGCAAUCGGUUGCCUCACCGCACUUCUCGAGCGCAAACUCUCUCACAAUCGCUUGGAUCUGUUUGCUUAUCCUGACAGCUGCCGACCGCUCAUAUUUGAAGCUGCUGAGCUCGGGUUUUAUGGGGCGGUCGAGCUGUUUUUGCAACAUGGGGUUCCUCCCAGUGCCAGGGUACCAACACAUUAUCGUCAACCGGAUCAGCUUCCAAUCGAUGCCGCAUUAUAUAUGAGUUGCUUGGAUCAGUUUGAUUCGGCACCCAAGGGCAAGAUCUAUUAUGAUCAAAGGCUCUGCACUUUGAUGCACUGGCUUCCCAAAUGGAUCAGCUACGAUUUCGACUGGUGGCACAUGGUCAAGCUGCUGGGGCGGGCCACCGAACAGGGCCUGCUGGAGAUGAGGAUUCUGCACUAUGCAAGGUACGGCCAAGCUCCCAAGCUGCUUUGGCUCUUGCUCGCGGUACCUGACCGAGUUCUCUCCCCAACAUUCUUCAGGGACACCAUUCUCCAGCAGCGUUUUGGAACCGCCCCCUUGUCACUCCGGGAUUUCCUUAUUGCUCAGCUUGCUUUUCUCACUGGCAUUAGCCUCGCCAUUGAACCCAACCGUAGUCUCCCCUAUAAAUCUAUCCGCCACGAUCUGCACUGCAGGAUAUCAAGCAUCACUUGUUCCCUGCGAUUGCUCGAAGUCUUCCGCAGGGCUGGCCCCCAGUUGUGUAACGUAAUGGCAAUGUUAGAGAAGGAAAAGGAGAAGAAAUGGGAAAGGGAAAAGGAGAGGGAAAUAUAUCCUCUUCUUCCCGAUUACCCAAUAGCUCAACAGUUUAAGACUGUGCUCAAGGAAGCUGGCUUUCCGAUGGCUUCUCUACGUUGCCCGGUCAGGACCGCCCAUCCGAGCGAGGAGACGAUGCAUGGUGGCUAUCAUUACUGGAUGAACCUGCGAGACGAUUACCCUGGAUUGGAGCUCUUGAUUCGACCACCACAUGUCUCCAGGAGUAAAAUCCUUGAUUCGGACUUCAACAAAGCCAUCGAGAAGUUAUGCCAUCAUCCUUGCUUGAAGGAAUGGACAUCCCAAAUGUCCAUUUUCAAGUUGCUUUUCAUAUUUUGUCUCCCUGACGUGGUAGAAAAUAUGCAAUCUGUGUUACCAUUGGAGCCCAAGUAUGUCAACCCUGCAACUGUUAUCCAACCCGCCUAUCUUGCUGAGUUGUGCUUCAUCUAUAUUAUGGAUGGCCGAAUUGUUAAUUUCACAGCUGCUCUAAUGGCUGCGCAAGUUCUUCUUCGGUUGGGGUAUCCACUACGUCCUCAAACAUCUCGUCAUAGCAAUAAUGAUGUGGAUCAUCAUCAUCACAAGUCUGUCGCCCCUACUGUAUAUGAGUGGUUGCUGCAUGCUUUGAUGAGAGUGCUUGAUGAAGAAAUAAGCUUAACUGGGAAACCGAAGGACAAUGACUCUGUUCAGAUUUGCAAGGAGAAAAGAUUGAUGAUAUCAUCUGCAUUCCAACUAACAAAGAUAUUCGAUACAUCUGCACAAGAUAUUCAUUGGUAUCUUCACUCACCAAGAUAUAAGGUGUGUGCUUCCUAUUCAUAGUCUAAUUUGCUUGAUAGUUGUCAAAACAUGGUCAGCUGGUCACUUCCCUUUGAAUGAACUGUCUUGCUCCCACAGGAAGUUGCUGAUUUGAAGUUGAUAGUAAACGAUGUUGCUUCCUUGUUAAAAGGCACGGGCUUUGCGUUAAGACCUCAGGAUAUCUGUGUGAAUGACUUGAACUGUUUCUCGAGCAAAUCAGGUUCCUGCAAAACCAAGUUAGGUGGAAAUUCAUCAUCCUUCGGACCACUUCCGCAUACAGGAACGUCGCUGACAAUUUCCACAAGAACCAUCAAGUCAUCCUUCAGCGCUCCAUGCAUUAGCGAACUUUCAGCUCCUUCCAUUAGCAAACUUUCAGCUUGCUCUUAUCACUCAUUCCCAACUUCAAGGUACCAAGGGAAUAAGUCCUUGUCGUUACCACCGGGGAAUGGGGUAAGUUCUGUAGAAAAAAAAGUGGAAGCGACAAGACGAUUAGAUGCUAUGUCAAGGAAAAAUUGGAGGUUCCUGGCAGUGAUAAAGAGGGCAAUGAUGCGGUUCUAACAAGCAUUCUUAACCGCAUCAAUGGCAAUAACUCAUUUAUAUCCCUGGAAUCCCACCGAGAUUCUGCUCGGUCAUGUAAAAUAAGCGAGCUGGAAUAAACUCCGAACUUGUUGUAUAUUAGAGACAGAGUGGGCGGUUAUGAAUUCACUACCCAUUUCCAAGCUAUUUUGACUACAUAUGUAUGUGUGUUGAUUCUAGUGUUGACCACUGAGGAAGUAUUAAAGAUCCAACCUG